UACAGUUAUAGGGAGUCACGGGGAGUAGAGGCACCGGAAGGCUGAGAAGCAGCAGCCGGGAACCAUGGCGGCGGUGGUGGCGGCGGCGGCAGUGCGGGCUCGGAUCCUGCAGGUUUCUUCCAAGGUGAACUCCACUUGGUGUCCAGCAUCCUUCUUCUCCUCUUCUUCAGUGCCAACUGUAAAGCUCUUCAUUGAUGGGAAAUUUGUUGAAUCCAAAAGUGACAAAUGGAUCGACAUCCACAACCCAGCCACCAAUGAGGUCAUUGGUCGGGUCCCUCAGGCCACCAAGGCUGAAAUGGAUGCAGCCGUUGCUUCCUGCAAGCGUGCUUUUCCCGCUUGGGCAGACACUUCAGUAUUAAGCCGUCAGCAGGUCCUGCUUCGCUAUCAACAACUUAUUAAAGAAAACUUGAAAGAAAUUGCCAGGUUAAUCACGCUGGAACAAGGGAAGACCCUAGCAGAUGCUGAAGGAGAUGUAUUUCGAGGCCUUCAGGUGGUUGAGCAUGCCUGUAGUGUGACAUCCCUCAUGCUGGGAGAGACCAUGCCAUCCAUCACCAAAGACAUGGACCUUUAUUCCUACCGUCUGCCUCUGGGGGUGUGUGCAGGCAUUGCUCCAUUCAAUUUUCCUGCUAUGAUCCCCCUUUGGAUGUUUCCCAUGGCCAUGGUAUGUGGAAAUACCUUCCUAAUGAAACCAUCAGAGCGAGUCCCUGGAGCAACUAUGCUUCUUGCUAAAUUGCUCCAGGACUCUGGUGCCCCUGAUGGAACACUGAACAUCAUCCAUGGACAACAUGAAGCUGUAAACUUUAUUUGUGACCAUCCGGAUAUCAGAGCAAUCAGCUUUGUGGGAUCCAACCAGGCAGGAGAGUACAUCUUUGAGAGAGGGUCAAGACAUGGCAAGAGAGUUCAAGCCAAUAUGGGAGCCAAGAACCAUGGGGUAGUCAUGCCAGAUGCCAAUAAGGAAAACACCCUGAACCAGCUGGUUGGGGCAGCAUUUGGAGCUGCUGGUCAGCGCUGCAUGGCUCUUUCAACAGCCAUCCUUGUGGGAGAAGCUAAGAAGUGGCUGCCAGAGCUGGUGGAGCGUGCCAAAAACUUGAGAGUCAAUGCAGGAGACCAGCCUGGAGCAGAUCUUGGCCCUCUGAUAACCCCCCAGGCCAAAGAGCGAGUCUGUAAUCUGAUUGAUAGUGGAACGAAAGAGGGAGCCUCCAUCCUUCUUGAUGGGCGAAACAUUAAAGUCAAAGGCUAUGAAAAUGGCAACUUUGUUGGACCAACUAUCAUCUCAAAUGUCAAGCCAAACAUGACCUGUUACAAAGAGGAGAUUUUUGGUCCAGUUCUUGUGGUUCUGGAGACAGACACUUUGGAUGAAGCCAUCAAGAUUGUAAAUGAUAAUCCCUAUGGAAAUGGAACUGCCAUCUUCACCACCAAUGGAGCCACUGCUCGGAAAUAUUCCCACUUGGUGGAUGUCGGACAGGUGGGUGUGAAUGUCCCCAUUCCAGUGCCUUUACCAAUGUUCUCAUUCACUGGCUCUCGAUCUUCCUUCAGGGGAGAUACCAAUUUCUAUGGCAAACAGGGCGUCUACUUCUACACUCAGCUAAAGACCGUUACUUCUCAGUGGAAAGAAGAAGAUGCUACUCUUUCUUCACCUGCUGUAGUCAUGCCUACCAUGGGCCGUUAGAAAUGAGUUUGUCCAGACUCAGUCCAUCCUUAGGAAUCUGUUAUUCUUGACCGCCUUCAUUUUCCAACUUUGCUCAGAUCAGAAUCCUGGGAAUGGAAUACCUUGUAACUAAAAUCUUUCUCAGGACCAUUAGCCCCUGCAAAGUUGCUAUAGGGAGACUCCUGGCAUAACUCAGAAACCAUGUUUUCACUUACUCUUCAUACUUCUCUUUCUUAGGUAACUGUUGUUAACUGUGAAAUGCUUAUCUGGAAUGAGAGCUUAGACCUGGUUUCUAAAAAUUCUCCUCUUUUGUGAUGACUUGACAGGAAGAUUAGUGUUUGUAAAGAAGAUCUUCCAUAAGUGGAAGAGGACCUCUUGGAGGGGGAAGUAGGAUAGAAAUAAUUCACCCUUUGGUUGGCCCUCAAACACAGCCCUGUGCCAGUGGGGGAAACUCCUGUGAGCCUCUCAUCCUACACUACCCAAGAUACAGUCCGUUUGUACUUAUCCCACAGUUGUGACAACUGCUUCUUUUUGCUGAAUGCCACUUUGUCCUAGUGAUUCAUGACCACUAAAUUCUGUCAUUGUCCCUGUUCCUGCUUUUUAAGAUCAUUUCUCAAGGAUACCUCAGUAUGCAUUGGAUAAAUCGACUUUUCGUUGUGUGUGCCAAGUGUUAAAUUUCAGGGUUUGCUUAUUAACUAAUGCUUCAUCCAUUAACUCAGAUGCCAAUAGGUUUUCUUCUUUUUUUUUUUUUUUUUAAGAAAAUCAUUUCAAAAGUUAUUUUAGGCCCAGAAAUUAAGGGGUGUUUGCCUUAAGCAAAUCUAACCUGAUAGUCCUUGCCGAAUGUUUUAUGUUGCUUUUUCCUCUUGCCUGCAUUUCUCAUGAAUGAUAACUUUUUAGUAAAGGAACACUUAAUGUAGAAUAACUGACUAGGGUCUAAGAAAUUUUAAAGCUUUUCAUGACUUAAAGUGGUAAAGAAAUGUUUUGACAGAUUCUCUUGCUACCGUUAUUCAACUAUCUUUAUGCUCUUUGUUUUGAUGUAGCUAAACUUCAAGUUGAAUAAGAUAUUGAUGUGCUCAACAGAAUAGUUUCUUUUUGCUGUACAUCCCAAUUGAACCUUGUCUUUCUGAUACAGUUCUCUUCCAGUGAACUAGGAGAAAGCUUCUGGUUCUGAGAGAAUAAGUAAUCUCUGGUCUUCAGCCAGAUGACAUAGGUCAUUUAUUUUCCUGCUUCUCUGCUAGUCAUGUGGAUAAUGCUAACCUCUACUCCAUGGGAGUUACUUGGUGAGUUAAGGAUAGGGAAAACCUUGAAAAUGUUUGUGCACUGUUUGUAUUUUAGGCUUAUUACUACCACCUACUGGAUAGAAUGUAAAAAUCUUCAAUUAAUGCAGUGAUUUUCAACCUUUUUCAUCUCAUGCCACACAUAAACUAAAUAUUAAAAUUUUACAGCAUGCCAAAAAUAUAUUUGUUACUCAUCUGACAAAGAAUAGGUAUAAUUUUACUUGAUUUACAAAAAAAUAUUAAUAAUAGUAAUUAUGUCGCCUUUUUUUGCUCCAAAGUGACUUUAUUUUUUAACAAGUCAGGUGCCUAUACUUGUAUAUAAGGAUUUCUGGUACCAAGAAUUAACCAAUCAGACACCACCUUAUUAUGCACUGUGACCAAUAAAAUGCAACUCUACUAUAUGACUUAAAUAUUAAUGGUUUAAGACAGGGUACUCAUACCAGAUGGCUAUUGUAUUGUCUGUUGUCACUCUUUUAUUUGAUAGUCUAAGGGAAAAGAGUUCAGUCAGUGCUCCUAAAUAGUCAGGUAUCGGAUGUUUUAAAGAUUCUUGUAGCACACCAGCUGAAAAUCACUGACUUAAGGUGACUAGAACUUUAAUAAAAUACAUUUAUGACCCUACUGGGUCUUCCUGUUUUGUUUUGUUUUGUUUUAGAUUUGCCUUCCUAAAGGCGAGGCAGUAGGAAUUUAUGGAAUGCCCCUUAUUUUAUCUCUUAUCACUGCUGGCAACUAGUAGUAAUAUUUAAUCCAAUCCAACAACUACAGUCUGGGUUGAAUAAAAGAUCAUAUUUUCUGAAUUCCAAGUGGCAUUAAGUCACAGAAACUCCUAAAUUUUCCUUACAUUUAAGGGAAAUCACUUUUUUAAAAAAAUACUAACUAAUCAGAAUCAUGUUGCUCUAAUUGGACUCAGUUCAUUUGGCUAGCUACUUGCUACUCAGAAGUUUCUUGUUUCUUAGGUGGAAAAAAAAUCUAUACAGUUAUGUUUAUGCUAGUAGCAGCUUUAAAAAAAUCAGUAUUUUGCUUUCUUUUCGCUCAAUGUGGCCUCAUUUGAAAUUUUUCUGAUUCUACAUUGUACUGAUUAUGAAUAACAAGUUACAAAUAAAAAGUUCUUAAAAA
Molecule: messenger RNA, 4038 nt
Organism: Pteronotus mesoamericanus
Lineage: Eukaryota; Metazoa; Chordata; Mammalia; Chiroptera; Mormoopidae
Gene: ALDH6A1
Product: aldehyde dehydrogenase 6 family member A1
Exons: 12
Coding region: 65-1669 (534 amino acids)
Biological process (GO): L-valine catabolic process; thymine catabolic process
Cellular component (GO): mitochondrion
Molecular function (GO): methylmalonate-semialdehyde dehydrogenase (acylating, NAD+) activity; malonate-semialdehyde dehydrogenase (acetylating, [NAD(P)+]) activity
Source: RefSeq, a predicted model, not a curated record